AUGUGGAGCCGGAACAACAGCAACAGCUUAUAUCCUAAUAGGGAUGCAUCUCAUAUCAGUGAGAUUGAGCUAGGAGAAUUGGAGCUGGCGGCGCAACAAGCGCUUGUCACCAUGGCCCACGGCUCACGAGAUGGCCAAGUGAAUGCCUAUUCCACCCAUGAGGUGGAGGUCGCCCAGAGAUUAGUGAUGAUGUCUCAAGGCUGGAACAGCGGCCAACUCUACUUCCAGCCUCCGAUGCCAGAACACACUAAAUUGAAAUCAUUUACGGUGAACUCGCUCGAAAAUAUACUCGGGCAACCGUCCGUAGCACCAGAUUCAUUAUCGCCACUGAUGGCCCACCCAUCAAAGCACGACAAUCGAUUCACCCAGCCAACCACGGCCCUACCUUCGCCCUCUCUCUUGUCCUCGAUUCAUCCCAAUCUAAGUCCCCGACUUCGUUUAUCCCCGCCCAAUCCCCGAGCCCAGAGUAUCGAUCCACGUCCCCCUCCGCUAUCCUCCGAAACAUAG
Messenger RNA from Pseudomassariella vexata, 507 nucleotides. RefSeq lists its product as uncharacterized. NCBI's taxonomy places the organism in Eukaryota, Fungi, Ascomycota, Sordariomycetes, Amphisphaeriales, Pseudomassariaceae. The record is from RefSeq and is a predicted model, not a curated record. The transcript has a single exon. The coding region runs from base 1 to 507 and encodes 168 amino acids.